CUCUUGUCGACCAGGAGUGUAGUGUCGGGGGUCUUGCAAAAUUACAUAGCUCCAACAUUGUGAACAACAUUAUUGAAACUMCAUGUCACUAACAAUUGGCGUAGAUGUUGGUGGUACUAACACUGAUGCUAUCAUCCUUAAGCAAUCAGAAGUCAUCUGYGUAGCUAAAACUCCAACCACAGAAGAUGUYACUUCAGGACUUGAGAAAGCUAUAAGAAAGACCAUUAAUGAUUUACCCUCAGGAUAUAACAUCAACCAAGUACAGCGCGUUAACAUUGGGACUACACAUUUUGUCAAUGCAUUGGUUCAGAGAAAAGGCAUUGUGCCUGUAGCAGUACUGCGGCUAUGUGGUCCAGCUUCACGAAGUGUUCCACCAUUUACAGAUUUUCCUGAUGAUUUAAGAAGGGUUAUUGCUGGUCCAUACUUCUUUUUAAAUGGGGGAUAUGAGUAUGAUGGGCAUACUAUCAUUUCAGAGGUUGAUGACGAAGAAGUGAAGUCAGUUGCCAAAGAAAUUGUAAAAGCAGGUAUACGAAAUGUUGUGAUAAUAGGAGUAUUCUCUUCAGUAAAUGCCGACCAGGAARAACAGGUUAAAAAGGUUAUCCGUCAAACCAACCCUGAUCUAAGCAUCACUGUAUCCCAUGAUGUGGGGCAGAUUGGAUUUCUAGAAAGAGAAAAUGCCUCUAUACUCAAUGAGAGUUUAAAGCCAUUGUGUGUUAGAACAGUUGGUGCUUUUGAAAGUGCUUUGCAAAGAAUUGGUCUUCCUUGUCCAUUUUACUUGACUCAAAAUGAUGGAACCAUUGUAAGUGCUUCRAGAGCCACUGAGCUUCCAGUCUUCACAUUUUCAUCAGGACCAACCAAUAGUAUGCGAGGAGCUGCUCAUCUUUCUAAUCUACAUGAUGCAAUAGUUGUUGAUAUUGGUGGUACAACUGCUGAUGUUGGUGUGUUGUGCAAUGGAUUCCCAAGGCAGUCUUCUACUAGAGUUAAGGUUGGAGGYGUAAAUACCAACUUCAGAAUGCCUGAUGUACUUAGUAUUGGCUUAGGAGGGGGAUCUCUAGUUUUACAAGAUGAAACUACGGGCAAAGUGACUGUUGGUCCACAAAGUGUUGGAUAUAAACUAGACAGAGAAGCCCUGGUUUUUGGUGGAAAUGUUAUGACUGCUACUGACAUUGCUGUAGCAGGUUUUCUGUGCAACAUUGGUGACAGAGAGAAAGUCUCUCACAUCUCAGAAGAUUUGAAAACAACUGCACUCAGCACUAUUAAGAAAAUGGUGGAAGAUGCYAUUGAUCAAGUUAAGAUUAGUAGUCAAGACCAACCUGUUAUACUUGUUGGUGGUGGCUCGRUUCUUAUUGACUGCAACUUGCAACUCAAAGGUGCCUCCACUUUUAUSAAGCCUGCUUAUUUCCAGGCUGCCAAUGCUGUUGGAGCAGCACUUGGUAAAGUCAGUGGAGUAGUUGAUAAAGUAUUUGUCCUUGGACAAAMAACUGAGGCACAGGUGAUGAAUGAGGCAGUUGCUGAGGCAUACCAAGAAGCAGAGAAAAAUGGCGCAAAGGCUGAAAGUAUUGAAACCAUUGACAAAAUGGCUGUUAAGUUGGCCUAUUUACCAGGAAAUGUGACCAGGAUUCAAGUGAAGACUGUUGGAGAUCUAGCUGACCAUGCAGACAAGGAAAAUGCAAAAGUGAACAAUAUUAUUCUGAGAGAAACUCAAACAACAACAGCGUCACAUCCUCCUCRCAGUGGUAACACUGAUAACCCAAGUCACUGUGAYAAAUCUCAAGUUAUUGGAAACAACAAGAAUUCAGUCCCUUCCACUCCUCAACAAGUACAUGAACGUGACAGUCAAACUGAACCCUACAUUGACCAGAGUACUGGAGAAUGGGUUUUAAGUGAGUUUGAUGUAGAAUGCAUGGCUAUUGGUGCUGGUAUUCUUGGCUGCGGUGGGGGUGGGAGUCCAUACAUUGGAAAAAUAGGUAUACAACAGCUUAUAAGGUCUGGCAAGAAAAUCAGAGUAAUUCAUCCAGACAGUCUUUUGGAAACAGAUCCUGUUGUAGCUGUGGCCUUCAUGGGAGCUCCUGUCAUCUUGAUAGAAAAAUUACCAUCAGGAUUUGAGACCUCUGAGGCAUCCAAAGUGUUAGGACCCUUUUUGAAAAAGAAGUCUGAUUUAGAGAAGCCAUUUGCGGCUGUGGUAUGUGCAGAGGUUGGUGGCAUGAACUCAAUAGCACCACUUGUUGUAGCUGCUGAACUUGGGAUUCCUGUGGUAGAUGCAGAUGGAAUGGGGAGAGCAUUUCCAGAACUGCAAAUGAUUUCACCGUUUGUUUAUGGUUGCCAGCCCUUUCCUGCAGGAAUAGCAGAUGAAAAGGGCAAUGCACUUGCAAUGGCUAAAGUGACAUCAUCWAAAGAACUUGAAAAUUAUUUCAGAAUAGUUUGUGUUCAUAUGGGAUGCUCAGCUGGAAUUGCAUUWAAAUUUUYUGGAAAGGAUGUCCAUCAAACGUUUGUUAAGUACACYUUGAGUCGGAUAUGGCGAUUAGGAAGAGCAAUUUUACAAGCAAGAAAAGACAAACUCCAACCAGUUGAAGCCAUUCUCAAACAUGAAGGAGGAAAACUUUUGUUUACAGGAAAGAUAUCUGCUGUUGAACGUCAAUCAGGGCAUGGCUUUGAUAAGGGUACUAUAACUGUUGAAUCGUCCACACARGAGAAAGGAAACCCUUUGAAAGUUGAGUUCCAAAAUGAGAACURCUUGGCCUACUUUGUCAACAAUGACGGCACUAAAAAUGUGCAAGCCUGUGUACCAGAUCUGAUAUCAUUGGUUGAUUCAGAGACAGGUCAGCCAAUACCUACAGAGGAAGUACGGUAUGGKUUGAGAGUGGCUGUACUGGCAAUGUGCUGUAGUGAGAAGUGGACCACACCCAGKGCCCUUUCUGUAGUGGGUCCAAGUGCAUUUGGGUAUGGAGGUAUAGAUUAUGUGCCUGUUGGAAAGUAUGUGGAACACUCACCAUUACCGAAGGUGAGACCAAAUGGUCCAUAAUGUGAGAAUAACUCAGCUUUGAAARCGAUGAAAGAUGGAAAAGAAAUGGGAAACUACGAAGUUGGUACAACUGCAUAAUAAUUGUAUUUUAAGGUAGAAUUAAGAUAAUAAGUAUAUGAAUAAGUAAAAUUAAUACAAUGCUUUCAGUGCAAACACUUAUUCAGACUGUGAAAUAAGUAGUUGAACUGUAAUUACUACUAAACAGUGCUGACCAAAAAAUAAUMAGCCGUGAAAGAAUAUUGUUUAAUAGAUUAACUAGAGUGAAGGCAUUGAUCCUGUGAAAUAAAAGUUAAUAAUUAAACUGUAAUAGUCAAAUAGACACAAAAGAAAACAAUGGAAUUAUCGAGUAAUAACAUGUAAUAGUCAAAUAUGUAUUUCACGGGUUCAUUGACUUCACUCUACCAGUGUGCACUCUAAAACUAUAAAUAAUGACAAUAACAAUAAUUCAUAAUAAUGAUUAAUACAAUAAUGAUUUACAAUAAUGAUGAAUAUUGAUGAUUGUUUUUAUUGCACAUUAAGCAUACCAUUUACAUGUAAUGUGAAGCAAUAMGGAGCUACCAGUAGCUAGAAUUAUUUUCAUUAUAUUGAAGAAAGCUUAGCUUUCAAUAGAUCACAGGGUUACUUCUGUCUAAAAACAAGUUAAGAACUUUUAUAACCAUUUAAAAAAUAGUUUCUCAUUGAUAAUGAUAUAUUAAGUUGUGUGUAAGCAUGAAUUAAAUUCUUGUAUGYAUACUGACUGUAACCACUGUAGGCUGGAUUAGAAUGG
Molecule: messenger RNA, 3788 nt
Organism: Exaiptasia diaphana
Lineage: Eukaryota; Metazoa; Cnidaria; Anthozoa; Actiniaria; Aiptasiidae
Exons: 14
Coding region: 83-3022 (979 amino acids)
Biological process (GO): glutathione metabolic process
Cellular component (GO): cytosol
Molecular function (GO): 5-oxoprolinase (ATP-hydrolyzing) activity
Source: RefSeq, a predicted model, not a curated record